Messenger RNA from Aspergillus caelatus, 1155 nucleotides. RefSeq lists its product as uncharacterized. Lineage: Eukaryota; Fungi; Ascomycota; Eurotiomycetes; Eurotiales; Aspergillaceae. The transcript has a single exon. The coding region runs from base 356 to 760 and encodes 134 amino acids. The record is from RefSeq and is a predicted model, not a curated record.
UUUUUUUUUUUUUCUUUUUUAGACCCUCAUCUAAAAAAAAAAAUUUCCCUUCCUCUUUUCCCUUUUUAUCUAUUUUCUUUUCUCCAUCACGCCAUUUACUCUCUCGAACUACCAAUACCAUCACCACCAUCUAUCAAGCCCGCCCACUUGGAUCAAAUCUGACCCCCCACCGGAUCAGCCCACAUCAGGAAAAUCUUCACCUUGUUUUUAUCCCGCGCGGAAAAUUCGAUAUCUUCACCGAUACUUCUUAGAAAAAUAUCUACAUCCCCGUAUAGAACUUAACAACCGAGCCAUCCCACUUAACCGCCUCCAACGCAACGACUAGCCACCAUAUACACAUACAUCCACAUCCACAAUGGACUCUAGAGCACAAAUCGCAGGCAACAACAACACCCACGCCAAUAACAACAUGAGCACAACGCAACAACCGCUCCUCACCACCUCACCUCAGCCUCACAACCCGCUCAGCCUCGCGUCCAAGCAACCAAUCCCAACUUCCGCAGCCAGCAUACACGAGCGAUCAACAUCGCACCAUCCCCACACGCAGCCCACCGAAUAUUCCCAACAGCAGCUCUCCCAAUUGUCGGAGACCAACGGCCAACAGCAGAACGCGCUGGAAAGCUAUCCGCACCAAGUGUCCGGAUCGGGAGGCCCGACCGCUACGGCGCCAUUCUUACGGGACUUCAGCCUUGUCGCCGAGGCGGCCAAACGCGCCCAGAUGUCGGUUGUGAUGAGGGAUUUGGAAGCGGUAACGUUAUAGAUCUGAUGCGAUGCGCUACUGCGGGAGGUGUGGGUUUUAUACGGGGCUUUGUGUGACGUGGAAUAUGGAAAUAGCUGACGUUCGUCUACCGGGGAUCGUGGUUGGGCUUCGAUUAGGUGAUGGUGAUGGUGAUGGUGAUGGUGAUGGUAUAGAGGACAACAUCUCAUCUCUACGUCUAUAGGAUGGAUACUCGUCUCUUGGUUUAGAUCGGGUAUGCAUAUGGGGGGGAGAUCUGGACCGGUCCAGUACUUUAGUACUUACCUACCUACCACCGCACCCAAACCGAUUUCAUUGGUUAAUCGAUUGCUUUGGUACGGGGAAUUCGUUUCAUUCCCCUUCUUUAUCUUCUUGGUUGUUUAUGUGGACGAGUGUUUCUUUGUUUGUUUGAAGCCUUU